Galendromus occidentalis (western predatory mite) is the source of this 1520-nucleotide messenger RNA. Its product is annotated as guanine nucleotide-binding protein G(o) subunit alpha. Gene Ontology annotation, biological process: adenylate cyclase-modulating G protein-coupled receptor signaling pathway. NCBI's taxonomy places the organism in Eukaryota, Metazoa, Arthropoda, Arachnida, Mesostigmata, Phytoseiidae. Gene Ontology annotation, molecular function: guanyl nucleotide binding; G-protein beta/gamma-subunit complex binding; GTPase activity. The transcript is spliced from 6 exons. Gene Ontology annotation, cellular component: heterotrimeric G-protein complex; cytoplasm. The coding region runs from base 385 to 1503 and encodes 372 amino acids. The record is from RefSeq and is a predicted model, not a curated record.
UUAUCCGUAAAUGAUUCCCAGUGGAAGACCACAUAGCUGAGUGGGAGGUACCACGCUCAUCCUUGACAACUCUGAUCAAGCUCUCCCUGUGCGUAAGAAUACUCCAACAUCGAGGGCAUACGGAAACGUCAAGACGAGAGAAGUGAGCUCGGAAUCUGCGAGCAGGUCCAAUAGAGGGGAUAAAUUCCUCCGAAAAACGUCCCGGGAUGAACUGCCCAUCCCUCACGUUUGAAAUGGACUUCCGUUGACAACGGACGCCGAGACCACCGUCGCCGUUGUCGCAGCUCCAUUCCACGAAGCGCACAGAAGUUUCUUCUGGAGCUCGCGCUGUUCGACUCCCCGUCUCUCACUACGGAAUCGUCGCGAUAUCGUCAUCGGAAAAACAUGGGGGCGAAGUGCACAUCAAUGAGCGGCAAUUAUAAAGAAGCUAAGCUUCGAUCUGAAGAGAUUGAUCGACAAUUGAAUCAAUUCGCCACUCAGGAGAGUAAUGUCUCGAAGAUGCUGCUUCUCGGUACCGGCGAAAGCGGGAAGAGUACCUUGGUCAAGCAAAUGAAAGUAAUCUACAACGAAGGCUUCAGCGAUGAGGAACUCCUGUCUUUCAGACCGACCAUUCUUGAUAAUCUGUUGAGCUCAAUGAAGUAUACUCUCGCAGGUAUGGGCCUGCUCCGGAUCCGACUAGAGAGCUCGCGGAACAAGUCAGCUGCGAAAAUAAUCCUGUCACAUGAACCAAUCCGACCGGUAUCGGAGAAUGAGACGAAUUACCAUUACACGUUGAGUGAGACAACGAUAAAAGCGCUACAGGCGCUCUGGAAGGACAAGGGCGUGCGGACGGCUGUCAUCAGAGGUCACGAAUACGAACUCAAUGACUCAGCUUUAUACUUGUUCGAGAACAUCGACCGGAUCACGGCGGAGAAAUACGAGCCAACUGUGCGGGACGUUCUGCGAGCGAGGGUUCGGACCAAUGGAGUCAUUGAGACGGACUUCAUUGCUUGUCAAGGUGCUCUGAGGACGCGCGUGCUGGACGCAGGAAUCUCGUUGACGUCCGCUACCCCUCAAUGGACCAUAGCAAAAUGGAUGCGCUGCUUCGAAGAUGUCAAGGGCGUGAUUUUCGUAGUUUCGCUGUCCGGGUACGACAUGCUGAAACAGACCGAGCCGAAUAUCAACCGGUUGCAGGACAGCAUCGAGCUAUUUCGGAAAAUAUCAUCGAACCGUUAUUUCCAAAAUUGUCUGAUGAUCCUUUUCAUGAACAAAAUGGAUCUCUUCCGACAAAAGAUCCUCUACUCGAAACGUCACCUCAGAUACUACUUCUCAGACUUCAAAGGACCUGAUUGCAAUGUCGACACAGCAGCUUUAUUUAUCCAGAAUCGCCUCCUGUCGGUGACGCAGAGACCUGUUUUCCCCCAUUUCAUCACCGCGGUGGAUACCGCCGACGUGAAAGCAAUCUUCGAGUCCGUUUUGAAUAUAGUCCUCAAACGGAAUGUUGAAAAAUAUGAAUUAAUAUGAGAAGGGUUGGAAUGGGG